This is a messenger RNA of Gopherus flavomarginatus (Mexican gopher tortoise), 3216 nucleotides long. Its product is annotated as formin-I-like. Bases 309 to 2558 code for a protein of 749 amino acids. Lineage: Eukaryota; Metazoa; Chordata; Testudines; Testudinidae. The transcript has 18 exons. The record is from RefSeq and is a predicted model, not a curated record.
CCCCAAUCUCGGGGUCCCUAGACACACUCUCAGGGAGCAGACCUAUCUGGUACUCCCUCUCUGAUUGUUGGAACCUGCUGUUCACCCUACAGGUGCAGUGCUUACUCUUCAGACUCACCAGUACUUGAACGUGGUCUACACAGAACUCCUCUCAAAGAGCAGGCUUGCUAUAAGGAAGCACUGCACCAUUCUAGUUUCUGAGAUCUCAAUGUAUAAGGAAGUAACUGUUAAUAAUCAACACUCGCUGCAAGAUCGAGAGAGAGCUGUGCUGCUGAAAAGCAGGUGUGCUUCAUAUAGUGUGUAACCCUAUGGGCACUGAUGAAACGAAUAGAAGUUUUGCAGCCAUGGAUAAUACAAGGACUCAAGACACUAUUCCACAGCUCAGCCAGGAAAAAAUCCUGAAAAUUAUGAACAUGGUGAAAAAUAAAGAACUGAGCAUCGAAGGAGCUUUGGAUUUGGCACAGAAAGAGAUGCAUGCAGAAAAGGAAGCAAUGAAUAUGGCAUUCCCGAUGGAUUCGCAGGAUUUGCUGACUGGUUCACAGUUCAACUUCAGUGUCUACAAAUACAAACGAUAUAGGUGGCAGAAACGAAUUUUGCAGAUUGAUUUUAACACAGAGACCAUUUUUAACAUUGAGAAAGGGAUCAUCAAGAAACAGUUCCCAUUUUCACAAGUUAAAUCCUAUGAAGACAGUGAAGGGAGGCGCUUCAGCAUUGCAUUUCAUGGGCGUGCGGAUUAUGAGCUGGAAGCAAUGUCUCUUGAAGAUAAAAGAAAAAUAUCACACCUGGUGAACAAAGUUACUCGCAGUAAUUCAUACAGGAGACCUGCAGUGUCCUGCUCUGGAAGACCUGCCAAAGAUGAUGUGAUACAUGAAGGACUACUGGAUCUGCAGCAAGACAGUUUUGCAUCUAUUAAAUGGGUGAAAUAUUUCGUGCAGCUAAGUGAAGGAGAACUGAGUUUAUCUUGCAUUGGCAACAAUGGAGAGAACAAGAAUGCAGACCCUGUAGCAAAGACAAUUAAUUUGUCAGAUGGAAAUGUGAGCAUCAUUAAAGAGAAUGGAUAUGAUACUUUCUCCGUCCAGACCAAGGAACACAAUUACUUGUUUCGAAUACCCUUUACUGUCCAGAAUAACAGAGCAGAGGACAUUAGCAAGCUCCAAAAUGAAUGGGUAUCGCUUAUAGACAGGUAUUGCAUGCUGUGGAAGAAGCACUCAGAACCUCAGGAUGGCUUUGGAGAAGGCACCUCAGAGGCUGUAUAUGAAAAACUCAUCAUCUCUCCAAAUAAGCGGGCAGAAGGAGCUCACUGUCUUGCUGUGGGUUCCGAAGCACCCUCCCGAUCAACCCCCUUCACAGAGCAAACAACCCCAGGAUCAUCAUUUCCGCUUUCCAGAGUUCAGGCAGUGGUGCCACCACCACCUUCUUUCCCUCCGCCCUCCCGCCCCUCUCCAGCAUCGAAAAGAACAAAAGCUUUUCACUGGGAUGUUGUUCCUCAAGACAAGAUUCAGAAAUCAAUCUGGGCAUCAUGUAGCCAACAUAAGAAAAAAAUAGAUGAAUCUAGAAUCUACGACCAGUUUCAUAUCCAGGACAUGGUGAUAUUUUCAGGCAACGAACCUUCAGUGAAUCGGCAUAUUAUGUUAAAUCAAAAAAUUGCACAUACCUUCAACAUUUUUCUGAAAAGUUUUCAUAUAAAACCAAACCAGCUGAAAGAAAAAUUAUACAUUCUACAUGAAGACGGUGGUGGACUUACAGAUGAGCAGAUUACAGCCUUAAGAAGAUAUCUGCCAACUCCAAAAGAUUUAGAAAUGUAUCAGUCCUUCAAGGGAUCUCCUUCAGAGCUGCAUGUUGUUGAUCAGUUUAUGCUAGAGAUGUGUAAAAUUCCUCAUUUAGGCCAAAGAUUGGAUCUUUUGCUUACGAUACGAGAACUUCCCGUGUGCAUGGGCGAUCUGGAGCCUCUAAUAAACCAGAAGAUUCGAGCGUGCAAAGAGCUGCAAGCCAGCCAGAAAUUUGUUGCUGUGUUGGAGUACAUCUUAGCCAUUGGGAACUACUUAAAUGAAAAGGCUGGAAGAGAGAUGGCUAAAGGAUUUCAAUUGUCUUCUUUGACCAAAUUAUCGCUGCUGCGGGGUAAGGAGAGGAAGAUCACCUUGCUUCAUGCCCUUGUGGAACAGAUCAUCUUACAUGAGCCUGAUUUGGCUAAAUUUUCUCAGGAGUUGACAGAAUUUGAAGCUGUUCCUGGUGCUUCCAUCAAAGGUCUCCGUGCUGAAGUUGAUGUGUUAAAGAAAGAAUUGGAAAAUGUUAUUCAGUACAGAAAGUUUAUCAAGUCCAAGACUAUCAAGGCAACAACUCAAGAGUCUCAGUUCUACAAGGAACUAAAGGAUCUAAUUCAGGAGUAUGAAGGACAUCUUUCCCGAUUGUCAAAAAGAUGUGAUGAAAUGAAGAAGCUCUACACUGACACACUGGUAAAAUUUGGGGAAUCACCAGAUCAAGACUCUCAAGAGCUAUUUGGCUGGAUUUCUGCAUUCAUUAGGGAAUUCAGGAAGGUCUCUGCAGACGUUAUGUCAUAAAGUCACCAAUAUAAUGUUAAAGGAAAAUAACUUUUUCUUAAAUUUUGUGCCAUGGAACUGAGAGCUUUUGGGGGUACUUAGAUGGCAUAUAGAAAUUGUGCUUGCUCUCUGAGCAGGAUUGAAUUUUGCCCUGUGUGGUAUAGGUAAAGUAGAUACUAUACAUUUACAAGGUUUUAAAAUUUGACCUUCAAAAUCCCAGAUUAUCUAUGUGCAUCUUCCUGGUUUUGUUUCUAACUUUCUUACCAAUGCAUCUAUUUUGGGGGCCAAAAAUAUUUUAUCCACUGAAAUGUCUGUACACUGUGAGGGGAGAAAAUCUCAGCAUAUUAUAAAUUCUCUUUUUAAUACUUUUCUUUGAUACUCAGUCUUUUCAGUGAAUUUUAUGACGUUCUCCCGAGGAAAGAAUAACUGUGUGGUGUUCUAAUUUUUUACUCUACUUACUGUAAUUUUACUAAAUAAUGUAUCAUCUGCUUUGUAAUGAAAUGUGGACUCUUUACCCACAGAGGAAAACGUUUAGCAGAAAUUCAUGUUCAUCUGCAUCUAUUACAGCCUGGCAACUAAGAAUGAAUAAUGAGAAGAGUGUAAGGCUGCAUACUUUUUUUUUUUUUUUUUACAAAGCAGCACAAUAAAAUUGUGCUUUUUUCAUGACUAAUGUUGUAGA